Pyrgilauda ruficollis (rufous-necked snowfinch) is the source of this 3654-nucleotide messenger RNA. It is a transcript of the gene TNPO1, whose product is annotated as transportin 1. Gene Ontology annotation, molecular function: small GTPase binding; nuclear import signal receptor activity. Gene Ontology annotation, biological process: protein import into nucleus. The coding region runs from base 169 to 2745 and encodes 858 amino acids. The transcript has 24 exons. The record is from RefSeq and is a predicted model, not a curated record. Gene Ontology annotation, cellular component: nucleus; cytoplasm. NCBI's taxonomy places the organism in Eukaryota, Metazoa, Chordata, Aves, Passeriformes, Passeridae.
GGGGAAAGGCGGACGGCGGCGCCGGCGGCCCCGAGGCGGCCCGGGCGGGCGGAGCCGUGCCCGGCGCUAGGACCCAGCAGGACGCGAGGCGGCUCUUCGGGCCGGAUCACAAAUUCGUCGUGACUCAGUCUCUGCUCAGCGCGGAGGCAGCGGGAGCAGACAGCCAAGAUGGAGUACGAGUGGAAGCCCGACGAGCAGGGGCUCCAGCAGAUCCUGCAACUGCUCAAGGAGUCCCAGUCCCCGGACACCACCACGCAGAGAGCCGUGCAACAAAAACUAGAACAACUCAAUCAGUAUCCAGAUUUCAACAACUACCUGAUUUUUGUUCUCACAAAGUUGAAGUCUGAAGAUGAGCCAACACGUUCCUUGAGUGGUCUUAUCUUGAAGAAUAAUGUAAAAGCACAUUUUCACAACUUUCCAAAUGGCGUGACUGACUUCAUUAAAAGUGAAUGUCUGAACAACAUUGGUGAUUCCUCCCCCUUAAUUAGAGCUACUGUAGGCAUUCUGAUAACAACCAUUGCCUCAAAAGGGGAGUUACAGAAUUGGCCUGAACUCUUGCCAAAGCUUUGCAGCCUGUUGGAUUCUGAAGAUUACAAUACCUGUGAGGGCGCUUUUGGUGCUCUUCAGAAGAUUUGUGAAGAUUCCGCUGAAAUUUUAGAUAGUGAUGUUUUGGACCGGCCACUCAAUAUCAUGAUACCUAAGUUCUUGCAGUUCUUCAAGCACAGCAGCCCAAAAAUACGGUCUCAUGCAGUGGCAUGUGUCAAUCAAUUUAUCAUCAGCAGAACUCAAGCUCUUAUGUUGCACAUAGAUUCUUUUAUUGAGAAUCUUUUUGCACUGGCUGGUGAUGAGGAGCCUGAAGUACGCAAAAAUGUUUGCCGUGCUCUUGUAAUGUUGCUGGAAGUUCGAAUGGAUCGCCUCCUUCCUCAUAUGAUUAGUAUAGUUGAGUACAUGCUUCAAAGGACCCAGGACCAAGAUGAAAAUGUGGCACUGGAGGCAUGUGAAUUUUGGUUGACUUUGGCUGAACAGCCAAUUUGUAAAGAGGUAUUAUGUCGGCAUCUUACUAAGCUGAUACCUGUGCUGGUAAAUGGUAUGAAAUAUUCAGAGAUUGAUAUUAUUCUUUUGAAGGGGGAUGUUGAAGAAGAUGAAGCCAUUCCCGAUAGUGAGCAGGAUAUAAGGCCUCGUUUCCAUCGUUCGAAGACGGUGGCUCAGCAACAUGAAGAAGAUGGUAUUGAAGAUGAUGACGAUGAAGAUGAUGAACUUGAUGAUGAUGAUACUAUUUCUGACUGGAAUUUAAGGAAAUGUUCUGCUGCUGCUCUAGAUGUCCUAGCUAAUGUAUUUCGUGAUGAACUUCUACCACACAUCUUGCCACUGUUAAAGGAAUUGCUCUUCCACCCCGAGUGGGUAGUUAAAGAAUCUGGUAUCCUUGUUCUUGGUGCAAUUGCUGAAGGCUGCAUGCAGGGUAUGAUUCCAUAUCUUCCAGAGCUAAUCCCUCACCUUAUUCAGUGCCUCUCUGACAAAAAGGCUCUUGUGCGCUCCAUUACAUGCUGGACUCUUAGUCGCUAUGCACACUGGGUAGUUAGUCAACCCCCAGACACAUACUUGAAGCCAUUAAUGACUGAGUUGCUAAAGCGUAUCUUGGAUAGCAACAAGAGAGUACAAGAAGCUGCCUGCAGUGCCUUUGCUACUCUAGAAGAGGAGGCUUGUACAGAGCUUGUUCCUUAUCUUGCAUAUAUACUUGACACUUUGGUCUUCGCAUUUAGUAAAUACCAGCAUAAAAACCUGCUCAUUCUUUAUGAUGCCAUAGGAACUCUAGCAGAUUCUGUAGGACAUCAUCUAAAUAAACCUGAAUAUAUUCAGAUGCUAAUGCCUCCAUUAAUCCAGAAGUGGAACAUGCUGAAGGAUGAAGAUAAAGAUCUCUUCCCUUUAUUAGAGUGCCUGUCGUCAGUUGCUACUGCCUUGCAAUCUGGCUUUCUUCCAUACUGUGAACCUGUGUACCAGCGCUGUGUAAAUCUGGUGCAGAAGACACUUGCACAAGCCAUGUUGCAUAAUGCUCAGCCAGAUCAAUAUGAGGCUCCAGAUAAAGAUUUCAUGAUUGUGGCUCUUGAUUUACUCAGUGGUUUAGCUGAAGGACUUGGAGGCAACAUUGAACAGCUAGUGGCUCGCAGCAAUAUCCUGACACUAAUGUAUCAAUGCAUGCAGGACAAAAUGCCUGAGGUACGGCAGAGUUCUUUUGCGUUGUUAGGUGACCUGACAAAGGCAUGUUUUCAGCAUGUUAAACCUUGCAUCGCUGAUUUCAUGCCCAUUUUGGGAACAAACUUAAACCCUGAAUUCAUUUCUGUGUGUAACAAUGCCACCUGGGCUAUUGGAGAAAUCUCCAUCCAAAUGGCAAUAACAAUUGGUCGUCUUGGUUACGUUUGUCCUCAAGAGGUGGCCCCCAUGCUACAGCAGUUUAUAAGACCCUGGUGCACCUCUCUACGAAAUAUAAGAGACAAUGAGGAAAAGGAUUCAGCGUUCCGUGGGAUAUGUACCAUGAUUACGGUCAACCCCAGUGGAGUAGUCCAAGACUUUAUUUUUUUUUGUGAUGCUGUUGCAUCAUGGAUUAGCCCAAAAGAUGAUCUUCGAGACAUGUUCUGUAAGAUUCUUCAUGGAUUUAAAAAUCAAGUUGGGGAUGAGAAUUGGAGGCGUUUCUCUGACCAGUUUCCUCUUCCCUUAAAAGAGCGCCUUGCAGCUUACUAUGGAGUUUAACCUCAUGCACUGUAGCUGCAGUCCCAUAAUUAGAGGUCCUUCUGUCUGGGAGACUAUGAGGGAGCCUCUGCACCCAGGGAAAAUGUUACCCUUUACUGGGGGGAAGGGUAAACCAGUAGGGAAUACAGUACAAUCCCAACCCUACUGGGAGGGGCGGGAGGGAGGUGUUGCCGUCACUGUAUUAAGUCGAUGUUGGGAAAUGUUUUAACAUCUGGAGCCUUUGUGGGUGGAAAUCUGUCUCCUAUUACACCUCUGCACUGGAUGUGAAGAAGAAAAAAAAAAGAAUCUAGUCACAAAACAGCACAUUCUGGAAUAUUAUGGGGAUUUGUACCAAAAUAAGAAACCAUAUAAUUGAACCAUAGGGAUACGUAAAGAGGAAAAAUAUUUUGCGCACAAUAAAGGAAACCUAAGAAUGGGGGUCACAAACAGUAAAAGGCUUUCUUUUUUGUUUUCUGUUUUUUUAAGUAAGGGUUUUCUACAUUAUUUCAUCCUGCUUGGUGGGAUUCCUAGAUAUUUGCAUGUUAAUGAAGAACUACACAAACGAAGUUAGUACAGUUAAAAUGCAGCUUGUGUCUGUAUUAGGAACAGGCACUUGCAGUGUACAGUAUAGAAACCCCAUCAUAAAAUAAUAAAGGUUAACUUGGACAAAAUGAAGCAACCUGCAAGCUGCCAACUAAGUCACUCCUUUCAUUUUGGGGUAAGGAGAGGUACACUGCACAGGAAAGAUUGACAUCUUAAUUUUUAUGCUAAGAAAAACAACCAAGGUAGUGGAUAUGAUUUUAUUAUUGUACUUUGUUAGUUUUGAUUUCUAGAGUAAGGCAUUAUUCCUAACUUGCAGUUUAAGGUUCAGGCAUGCGUUCUGGCUCAUAGUGAUCAGAAGUAAUAUUAAUUAGUGGGAAAGUAGCAUGC